CUAAUUGAUUACCGCUGACUACGCUGAGCUAAUUGUUUGAGUAUCUGGGGAUCUCCACCACUCAGAUGCGCAGAUUAAUUGCGGCAAGACCGACUAAAAUCCUGCGUUCUAAGGUGCUACUGAUUAACUUUAGCUCUAGCUUUGGUUUUUUCUCGUGUUUGAUGAAAAUGGAUAGACUAGAAAUCACUGGAAUGAGAGUUGAGCCUUGUGUGAACUCACGCUUCAUUCAGCCUUCCAGAGUUGUCUUCAAUCAGGUCAGUACUGUCAAAUAAAGAUUUCAAAACGCCUUUCGAAAAUAAUAAACACACUGGAUAAACUUCGGAAUACCCGGCCAAUUAUUUGCACCUCGCUAUUUAACAAUACUGUGCAACUGUGUUAUGGGGGUAACGCUUCGCUCUUUGAGGGCCCCUGUUGAGGGCCAUUCCAAUCUUGUACCAAGAGUCCUCUGGCUUUGGUACGAGAUUGGGGCUAUUCUAUUUAUAUCCCCCUCCCACAAUGGAUGACAUUUUCUGAGAGGGUCUUCUUCAGUUUUUUUUUCUGAUGGGGGGGGGGGGGGGGGGGGGGGUGGGCAGGUUUUUUUGCUUUUUUUUUUGGGGGGGGGUGGUGUGUUUUUUUUUUUUUUUUUUUUGGGGGGUGGGGGGGGGGGGGGGGGGGGGGGGGGGGGGGGGGGGGGGGGGGGGGGGUUGAAAUUAAGAGAAGUUGUAGGUUGAUCUUAUAGAUGGAGAUGUGUGUAAAUGCUGUUCUUGGGCGUCUGUUGACUGGGCUGCUUUCGCGAUUUUCUUACGUUUUUUUGCUUGUUGUCUUGUGUAUUUUUUUGUGCUGUUUUUUUAGGGGGAGAUGGGGGGUGGGUUGGGGGGGGGUUGGGGACAGGGUUGGGGAGGUGGCUAUUAAGUAAAUAGCCCUGAAGCAUUUCAUAAGGUGACAGAGUAUUCUGAAGUUGCUUCACAAAAAAAUUAUUGUCUAAGGUUUUUUUAUGGAACAGAUUAUACAGAAGAGUAGCAAACUUUUUGUAGAGUAAUGGGUUGUAAGUGUGGGUGGAUGGGAUGUAGAAAUGUUUGUCAUUUUUAGGGUGUAGGACAACAUACCCAUAUCACACCACCCUGGCAAAAUGUUUAUUGAGUACUCCUUCCCUUCCCUUCUCAGGCAAUUGUUUCUGAAGCCUACAUUCUGGCUCAGACCCUUUACUGUGGCACAAAAUUAUUCGCAAAGUACAGAAGCCAUGUGAUGCCUUGACCCUGAAGUCAAGCUAUAGAAAUUUGGCAAAGCUUAGCAAAAUACUUUAAAGUUAAGGUUGUGACUUUCACUGUUCAAAGUUUAAUAUAUUACCAAUCCCAAUUUCUUACAAAAAUCCUGUCAGGGGUAGAGAAGACCUUACAUAGUAUUACUUACCAGUAGUGUUGUUUUUACGAUUCCAACUUAUAAACACAUCUGUAGGACAGUUUUAACAUUAAUUAAGACUUUCUUUCUAUUUUUGACAAAGAAUGGUCUUUCCAGAGAAUGGGACUAUAUCAAAGAACAUGAUGAGUAUGUCUUUUGAUGAAUAAUCACAUAAUAUAAGUUUACCUCUUAAACUGUUCAUAUUAUAUGCAUUAUUCUGAAAUUACUAGAACCCUUGGAGAGUUGAGGCAAGCUUCAUAUAACUGGCUAGAGCACUGACAACUAAGGGCCAAAAAUGUAAACAUUUUAAGAAUAUAUAUUUAACAAUUAAUGAAUGAGGCUGAGUAUCUUAAAAAGAAUUAUGGAGAUCAAGGAGGUUGUUAUCCGUCGAGGCCAUAGGCUGAGCCGGAUAACACCCUUCGAGAUCUCCAUAAUUCUUCAUAUGACAUGAAAGCUGAAUUCAAUAAUUGUUUUAUUAUUCAUUCAAAAUAAUUCCUGGUUUACAAACCACCUAACACGUGCUUACCUCCAGCGAUCCAUCUAUGUUAAGUUCAUCUACGAUAGUGCACGUUUAGGGUUGUUCAGCUCCGCAAAUAUUCUCCAAAUAGCAUACGUUGCCCUUUGAGUUGUCUUCUUGCUGUUCUUGCCAUGUUUUUAGUUAUUUUUUGGCCUAGUUCUUACUCUUGAAACGAGUGAAAUGUCCGCCAUUUUUCAAGUUCACAACCAAAACAACUCAACCUGGUCCCUAGGUCUUCUCGUUUAACGGUGCAUCAACCUGCCAGAACGCUGCAUUUUUGACGUCAUUUCCUCGAUAAACAUAAAAUUUUUUUUGGUCAUCAGUAACUGGUUAUGGUGAAUUAAACGUGUGCUUUUAGCUAAUCAGAAUCAGGGAAAUAUUUUGAAUGAAUAAUAAGUUGUACUUAAUUUUUUAUCUCAGGUAAUUUUUCUUUUUCUUUUGUUUUCGGGUAUGUUAACGUAUGCUAAUGGCGUUGAAACAAAAGAAAAAUGAAAGUUACCUGAGAUAAAGAUCAACUACAACAAUUAUACUUAAAAAUACUAUACAGCCAAACUGGGUUUUCUUUCUUACUCCUUUCUACACUCUCUCAAUGACUUAAAAGUCAAAAUAAGGACAAUGUCUAGAAAGUCUGGACAAUUUCAUUGAAUUAUUUUAUUUUGUUGAAUAUUAGAAUGGUCGGGAAAGAAAAUGGGACUAUCUAAAAGUUCAUGAUAGGUAUGUGAAAGUUUAAUAACAUGUAAACUGGUGAAUGAUGGAAAAGUUUAACUCAUGAGUCACUCAGUCAAAAUCUUCAGUACCAUGUACACUAUUAUUUUUAGUGCUUGGAAUAAUAAUUACCCGAAAUUCCAAGUGAUUACAUAAUAUCCUGCAAUAAAAAAUGAAAUCAAAUUCGAGUUAGAAUACUGGUAAUGUUAUCAAAGAUGUAUCUUUAGUUUCCUGUAUACGUUUUGUACAUGUUACAUAGGUGCAAUCAUGUAAAUUUCAACUGCGUUGGAAGAACUUCUCAUUGUCAUGCAGUACUAUCGAUAAUAAUAUUAUACCAAGAAAACACAACAUCAUUGAUCAACAGUGCAUUAUUAUAUACCUGAGGCAACCUUGUCUACAGGGUCUUCUGUUUUCUGAUAUGGUGGCGACAUCGCUACAUUGGAAAAGCAGAAGACAGUGGGGAUAAUGUUGUGCCAUAGGCACCCCUGUUGAUUAAAGACAAGUGACCAAAAAUGCUGCAAAGAAAACAAAAAAUCUUACACGUUAAGAUCUGUUAAUAAUGAUUAUAAAGGCAUAAAUAAUGGUUACAAAACUCGAGUCUCUUCAGUAUUCAAUUCAAUAAGAAAGGUUCAGCAGUUUUUUGACAAUGUUUGCAAGAAAAAUUCAUGGUCUAAAUAACCUGAUGACUGUGUGUUUCCUUCUUACAGUGUGUGUGCACUGCUAUUCAACACAACAAGGCAAGCUUUUAUACUAGUAAAGCAAUUUCGACCUGGUAAGUUGACAAUGUGACAGCUGGGUUAGAUUACUACGGUUUUCAAUAACUCACAAACUCUGUCGGGACCUUCAAAAGCCAACCAAUGUUUUUGUUCUUCACUGCUGUCAACCAUCUUAGCAGACCUCUCACGAAACAGAACUUUUACUUCAACAAGUUCAAAUGUUUAUGGUUUUUCAUUUGUGAUUGGUGGAUUUUGAUCGAUUUUGUGUUUCUGUGUAUCAGGGUCCAUUGCUUGGGAUAGCACAGUGAAAUUAAUGAUUGAUGGCAGUGAAAGACACAAUUGUAAGCUGGCUAUUGAAUGUCAGAUUUCAUGUGUUAUUGAAAAUCACAGUAAUCCAGAAGUUGUUAAAUAAUUAAAUGAAUAUUACAAAAUGGUUUUAUGGUUCAAUUUUACUUUUUUUUGAGGCAAUAGUGUCAUUAGUUUCACCAAAACAUUUUCAUUGAACUUGACUUUUGAAUACUUCUACUGAACAAGUCAUUGAACUCUAGCAUGUGAUAAUUAAUUAAUGUAACCAUUUUCAAUUGCCAAUAAUUAGCCUUGAUUAGCCCACAUUUUGCAUACUGUGACCAUUGUUUUGAGUAUCUCCUGGGUAAUACAGUCAUCCCAAGAGAAAAUGGAUAACCAAAAUGCCGAUACCUUAUUAUAGGAAAUUAACGCUCCAUGAAAUUAAGGUAUUGGAAAUUAACGUGAAUUUAACAGGAAACGACUUUCGAAUAAAGAAAAUUACCGCGAAGGAGGAGGUAGAAUUUCAUAAUAAAGGAAAUUAACGCGAUCAAUUACGCGAAAUCAAAGGAGAAGAUAUUGACAUCACUUCUGACAGCGACAACCGUGAAGAUGAACUCGAAAUAUUGUAAACCUUCGCCUUAGCUUUUGUGAAAGAUGAAAAAUAAAGGGUAAAUGGAAAGAAAGAAAGCUUGUAGUUAAUGUUUUUAGGUGUCAAGAAUGUCUGGACAGGUUCCAAAAUUGGGUUUAAAAUACUGGAAAUUAAGAGCGCGGAAAUGAACGCUGCACUUAAUUAACGUCGCAGAAAUUAACGCUCAACAAAAUUAACGCGACUUAAAUUAACAUGAAUUUUAACGAUUCGCGUUAAUUUCGUGGAGCGUUAAUUUCCUAUAAUAAGGUAGUUUUGAAAAUUUUUGGAGGAUUAACAAGAUGUAUCAUGGGCAAUUUGAAAACGAUGAAUUAUGAUGUUCCCAUAGAACAAUCUCGUUAUUAUUGCUAACAUUCACUAGUUCACUGACUUGUCAGGGGCACCCAACAUGAAUAUAGUUCAAAACCACUUCAACAUAGCAUUGUUAAACGUAUUUCACUAUUUAAAUGGUAGAUAAAGGCAUAUUUUUAUCCCCUUAAAAUUUUUCAUCUGUUCAGAUUUCGUAGCUGAAAGUCUAGUGAACCGAAAAUUAUCGGGAUCAAAACUUACCUUUUCAAAAAUUUCAGCCAGAAAAAAGGCUCCCACAAAAUCUAGGUGACCUUUUUAGGGUAAAAAUCUGUUAAAAAUGGGCAAUUAUACCAUUUUUUAGAUGUUCAAAAAUCCUAGGAGAGGCAGGCCAGCAAGAAAUUUUACAACAAAUGUUCUGAAAAUUCUACAUCUCAAAUAGUCUUCUGAAGAGGUACUUUUCCGAAAAUUGACGUUGGGUGCCCCUGACUUGUUGGACUACCUGUUUACAUCAAAAAUACAUUGAUAAUGGCUUGAAAUUUAUGUAAAUGGGAACCUCACUGGUGAUUUUGAUUUCCCUCCUAGCUGUUUACAUGCAUGUCAACAGAUGUCUCCACAAGAAAACCAUGAAUGAUGAUAGUGCCAUUUCCAUGACAACUGAAGAUGCGUCAGUCCCUAUUACCGCCCCAUUCACUGAAGGAGUAACUUAUGAAUUAUGUGCUGGAAUCAUUGAUAAAAAUAUGAGCUUACCAAGCCUAAUGAAGCUAGAAAUUCUCGAGGAAUGUGGCUAUGACGUCCCUGAAGAGAACUUGCAAGAAGUUGCUUCAUUCCGUUCGGGUGUAGGAAGCACAGGUGCCUUGCAGACUCUGUUCUUUGCUGAAGUGACAGAUGAUAUGUGUGUGACCAAAGGAGGUGGAAAUACUCAGGAAGGGGAAAUGAUAGAUGUGUUUUAUUUACCUCUAGAAAAAAGCCGCGAAUUUCUGUUUGAUGCUUCCAAGCAUAAACCAGGUGGAUUGAUGUUUGCAUUCAUGUGGUAUUUCAACAAAUUUAAGGUUUAAAAAGACUAUUUGUAAUAAUAAACUCAUGUGUAAACAUCAUUUUCAUGACAAUUAGUGUUAACUUAGCCUGAGUAUCAGGCCUUUCUGGGGGAAAAGUGGAAAGAUUGAAGCGAAAAAGGGAGAGAGCAAAAUCUCCUCUCCCCUAGCCCCUUAGGAAGGCUUGAUACUCAGGCUAGCGUUAACUAACAACAACAUUAUGUAAUAUGGUGACUGUAAACUUCUCAAUAGUCUCAAAAUUCCAUUCAAAUUAACAGCAAACUGACUGCAAAUAUUAUUAAUUCCCUGAGUGUAUCAUAAAGCCU
Molecule: messenger RNA, 5891 nt
Organism: Porites evermanni
Lineage: Eukaryota; Metazoa; Cnidaria; Anthozoa; Scleractinia; Poritidae
Source: the annotation of a GenBank genome assembly